Toxotes jaculatrix (banded archerfish) is the source of this 1900-nucleotide messenger RNA. RefSeq names its product ring finger protein 4 (gene rnf4). The transcript has 6 exons. Gene Ontology annotation, biological process: positive regulation of transcription by RNA polymerase II. Lineage: Eukaryota; Metazoa; Chordata; Actinopteri; Toxotidae. Bases 965 to 1597 code for a protein of 210 amino acids. Gene Ontology annotation, molecular function: transcription factor binding; zinc ion binding. The record is from RefSeq and is a predicted model, not a curated record.
AUUGGCAGCAGCUGAACUUGUUUCAUCUAAUGAUAAGAGGAAGCCAACAACAGGACUGAUAAUAAUGAAUGAGAGUAAUCAUGGGGCGGGAGGGGGCCCACAGAUCCAGACACCACAGCUCUGAGGGCAGAGAGAGAGGAAGCUGAGUCAGGAACAGGUGUGAAUGGGAACACAAAGAGAGGGAGAAGGAUGCAUCAUGGGAAGUCCCCUGGCAGUCUGAGCCUAUAGCAGCUUAGCAGCUUAACGAGGGGAUGGUUCAAAGCCUGAAUCAGAACAGUGUCCUGCACAGUUCAAAGGACCUCACUCUGCCCAGCAUACAGAGACGACUUCUUGUACACGACAUCCGUGUGGUCAGGUGACCCAGGUAUCUGUCCCCCAUCUCAGUAUCCAGUCCCUGGACGACUACUGGUGUAGUCUGGACCAUCGUCCUGUUGAAGUCCUUCACCAUGUCCUUUGUCUUGCUAGUGUUGAUUGAACUCACACCAGUUGACCAAGUCCUUGAUGACGUCCCUGUGUUCUUUCAGUCUGUGGUCUUUUGUUGAGGUGUCCGUCUGCUCCCUGUCCCUCAGCUUCCCUCUGAGCGGUUAUGGCUGUGUUCUGUUGAAGGGUCUGGAAAAGUAAAUAAAACCACGACCCUCACUGCGCCUCCAGGGUUCUCCAGGUGUGAGAGGGUCUGUGCUGUGGGCAGGUGCUGCAUCAUCCAGUCCCAGUGAGACAGGUGGACAGCAGGGGGCCCAGCUUUGAGCUCAUCAUGGGUCAGAGGUGGUUGAGUGUGAUACUAUGUGUGAUUCUUAUCAGGUGAGACGUUAAGGCCAGCAGCCUGAGGUGGGCGGGCUCCCUGGGGUGCACAGGUGCACGGGACUGGAACUAACACGAUCUGUGACUGUUCAGGUCCGAUGUUUAAAAACAAACCUGUCUGAAGCGAUUACCUGUGCAGGGGGAUGAAGCCCUGCCCACAGCUGCGAUGUCAUCUGUGUGUGUGUGUGUUCAGGCUCAGAGGAAGAGGAGGAGCACAGGAAGCCCUCUGGUUUCCAGACCCAGGACCAAGACCAGCAGAGCAGCUAAUGCUAGGAGGGCACCUGCCGCUAACAGAGCAGCUAACAGGACGGCUAACACUAGCAGGAUGCCUGAUAUUGACCCUGCACCCUCCACAGAGACCAUUGAUGUGAUGGACAACGCUGAGGACAGUGUGGAGGAGGUGGUGGAUCUGACCUGUGAAGGAUCAGAAGCUGCUGUGGUCGACCUCACCAACAACGACUCCGUGCUGCUGGUGGACGAAGGUCCUCAGAACAGGAGAGUGCCCACAGGUGAGAGUUACAUCGUCAGCAGUGAUGAAGAUGAGGACACACCCCCUGUCCUCAGUGCCGCUGUGAUGUCCUCUGUACACACUUCCAGGUCAACCCCGGGGACAAUCAGCUGUCCCGUCUGUCUGGACUCGUACUCUGAGAUCGUUGACAGCGGCCGAUUGGUUGUUUCCACUAAAUGUGGUCACGUGUUCUGUAGUCAGUGUCUGAGAGACGCCCUUACAUCGUCACACACCUGUCCCACCUGUAGGAAGAGACUCACCCACCGCCAGUACCACCCCCUCUACAUCUGACAUCACCACACAUCUGAGCUGCUGUUGGACAACAGAUUUCCAGUGACGUCAUCAGAUGUUUUUUUGCUGCUGAAACUUUUUUAUUUAAAUUUUUUUUUUUUUUUAUUUUUUAAAUCAGAAACAUGAAACCUUCAAUCAGAGCUGAUUGAUUAUUGAUUAUUGACUGAUAUAUUUCACCCUUCAGUUUUCAGCUCCGAUCUGUUUUCAUCUCUGAUCGUCUUUUGUUGUUUAUGUUUGUUUAUUUCCUCACAUCAUUCCUUCAAAUGUAAAAUUAGAAAUAAAUUCUAUUGAUUUCUGUGAAAA